UAAAGUAAUCAUGUAUCCCAUAUCUUAAGCAUUAUAUUGUAAAACCAAGGAAAUAAAUUUAUAUUCUUAUAAAUUAAUUUUAAUACAUGUAACGGGUAAACACGUACUUAAUAUUUCAAUAACCAAAUUUAUGUAAUUCAAAAUCAUUUAAACGAAAUUGUAAGCAAGCAUGAACUUUUUGUCAAAAUGAGACGCCCGAGUUCGCGAAAGAAAAGAUGCUGUUAGCACCCUUCCUUUCGGGGGGGAUGCUGUUAUAUCCGGCGUGCCGUCUAUAAUACAGGGCCUCCCAUUCCUGCCAAAAAGUGCAGCGCUUGCAUAUUUAGGGACUGGACUGCGCGACAACUUACUCGUGGCCGAAGAAUACACAUUACCGCGCAUUGUCACCUCAUCGCAGGAACCAAUUGUUUAAUUAGUAGCCCCACUUAAUGAAUCGCAACCGAGGUGAUAAAAGACACGAACACCAUAAUUCGACAGCUCAUUUACAAGGUAAUAGUUCUGCCUUAGAGCCCGGGUGAGUCCUAUACCCCGACACGUAUUCGCUCCGAGGCCAUCGAGGCCAGCGCCAGAGGCGGCGCUUUUACGCACUGUAUGACGAAUAUUAUGACAGUUCUUUGGUGCUGUUAUAUGUAAAUAAGUGAUUUGUUUUAUAAAAAAAAAAAGUGCAAUUAUAAAAAAAAAUCAUGAAUGUGAAGAAAAAAGCAUAUUACAAUUGUUCAGUAAAUGAUUGUAAUAACACUUCAGUCAAUUCUAAUUACAAAUUUUAUUCUUUUCCUACGGAUAAUUCACAGUUCCCUUUUAAAGUGGUUAGACGUCAGGCUUGGUUAGAUGCAUUAAAAAAAAGGGAGUAAGUAUAAUAAUUAAUUAAUUAUUAAUUCACUUAAAUUAUUUUUUCAAAUGUAGUUGAAUUUUAAGUUUAUUUGUUAAUGUUUACUCAUAAAAUUUUAAUUAAUAAAUAAUGAUUACAGGGUAAAUGGAGCACCCUGGGUACCACGUCAUCAUAAUCGUAUUUGCAGCAUGCAUUUUGUUGGAGAUAGAAAAUCGGAUCACCCUGAAAGCCCGAGUUACAACCCAACAAUUUUUAAAAACUCAACUAAAAUAAAAACUGAUGCCAAAACUGCUGUUGAUAGGUUUCAAAGAAGGUUAAAACGAACUCUCACUAAAGAAAGUAAUUUUCAAAGCUUCGAAGAACCUAAAAAGAAGAAAAUGUGUUCUAUGAGUAGUUUUCCAGUCAAUGAAACAAUUGAAAACGUUGAAAAUGCUGAAAAUAUUGAUUCGAUCGAUGCUGGAACUCAAGUUGACUUUCUAAGUGAUGAUAACAAUGACGAUGGUCAAGAUAUCAGCAGAAAAGAUGGCGAAUCAUACCUGUGUAAAUAUUAUUCAACUGAUUUUUGCGAUGUCGAAAUUCAAGUGUAUCGCCCAAAAAUCAACAAGCCUAAGCAGAAAAAAGUUGUGAUCCCGGAAGCAGUCAUUCAAGUAAAUGCUAGCAAUAACAUUGACACAAACACAAAUAAUCACACAUCGAACAGAUCUGGAUUUUAUGGAUAUUCUUCAAUAAAAGAGGCCUCAGAGCUUAAUGACCUUGGAGGCGUUAAACUUGAAACCUUUCAACUUUUGUUAAAAAUUAUGAAGAGAAAAAAAGUUGAUGACAGGACAAAAAUAUCGUUAGAAGAUCAGUUGUUUAUUUUUCUAAUGAAAAUGAGAUGUGGACUCACGUUUACUGCUAUGGCUGUUUUAUUUAAUCUUCAUAGAACAACAAUAUCAAAGGUGUUUUAUGAUACUUUAAUGUACUUAGCUGGUGCAUGUAAGGAGUUUUUAAUUUGGCCAUCAAAAGAAACAAUACAGGCAAGUAUGCCCGAUGCAUUUAAAAAAUCAUACAAAGAUUGUAGAGCUAUCAUCGAUUGUACUGAAUUUCAUGUAGAACAACCCUCCAAAAUUGAGCAUCGAGUUAAAUUUUAUUCAAAUUACAAAAAAGGAUUUAGAAUCAAAAUUCUUGUUUGCUGUACACCAUCAGGAUACAUUUCAUAUGUAUCACGCAGUUAUGGUGGUAGAGCAACAGAUUGUCAAAUAACGAGUAUGUGUGGAUUCCUAGAUCUACUUGAAACUGGAGAUCAAGUGCUUGCAGACAAAGGGUUUCCUCAAGUUAAAACACAACUAGAUGAAAGCGGAAGAGGAGUUCUAAUUAUAAUGCCACCGUUUUUGCAUGACACGUUUUCUGAAGAACAGGUAGAAGAAACUUAUAAAGUCGCAAGUGUUAGAAUUCAUAUCGAGAGAGUGAUACAAAGAAUCCGUACUUACAAAAUAGUUGAUAAGUUUACUAUCGAGAUGUUGCCUUAUUGUGAUGCAAUUAUAUUCAUGUGCUGUGUUUUAGUAAAUCUACAAUCACCAAUACUUAAAGAUGUUAAAUAAAUAAUAGUGAGUCUUUCAUAUUUUUA
Messenger RNA from Cotesia glomerata, 2432 nucleotides. RefSeq lists its product as uncharacterized. Bases 1015 to 2406 code for a protein of 463 amino acids. Lineage: Eukaryota; Metazoa; Arthropoda; Insecta; Hymenoptera; Braconidae. The record is from RefSeq and is a predicted model, not a curated record. The transcript is spliced from 2 exons.